CUCUAACUGCUGGUACAAACGCCACAAGGUGGAGGCACAUAUCUAUCGGUGGACAUAAAAGGCGUAAAUAUUUUUUUUGUGCAAUGAGAGCGUUGAAUAACUGCUUAUAAGUCAACCUGGAAUCAACAACAGACCAUUCACAGGCGAACAUCAGCUCAAAGGAGGGAAACCCUUCUGCGAGAACUGGCAUCAGUAUGAUGCAAACUUUAUUCACCAUCCUGUCCGGGUUGGCUAUCAUUCUUUUAUUACUUUACAGGAAAUUCCCCUACUUUGUGCAGGAUGUAAUGCACGCUCGUUUAAAUAUUUGGAUCAGUGGACAAAGAGCGAAGUUCCUGCAGACCACGCCGUACUUCACCGUGCUUGAUCGGUUCCUGGAGCUGGCCAAGACGCAGCCAGCAAAGCCCUUCAUUAUAUUCGAGGACGAGUUGUUCACCUACGGAGAUGGGGACCUUCAGAGCAACAAGGUGGCCCGGGCUUUGAGGCAGCAUGCCGGGCUCAGAGAAGGGGACACCGUUGCGCUGUUCCUCGGGAACCAGCCGCUCUUUGUUUGGCUGUUGCUCGGACUUGCGAAACUGGGCUGCGCGCCUGCCCUGAUGAACUACGGCAUCAGAGCCAGCCCUCUGCUACAGUGCCUCUCCUGCACCAGCGCCAAAGUCCUCAUCGCCGACGCAGGUGUGCGGGGGGCCGUGGAGGAGGUGCUGCCCAGCUUGCGGCAGAAGGGCAUCCGAGUGUUCAUCCUGGGGGAGGCCUGUAGCUCCGAGGGCCUGGAGGCUCUCAGUGAUAAGAUCCAGCAGGCCUCGGACCACCCUCUGUCCCCCCAGCUCAGGGCUCAGGUGAAGGCCACAACCCCCACCGCAUACUUCUAUACCUCUGGCACGACAGGUCUGCCCAAAGCCACGGUGAGCACGGAGGCCAAGGCCUGGGCGGCGGCCUUCCUCCUGACCCACGCCCACGUGGGCGCCCAGGACCGUCUUUACCUCACACUGCCUCUGUACCACAUGUCAGGGCUGCACGCCGGGCUGCACGGCGCCAUAGAGAGAGGCAUCACGGUGGUCCUGAAGAGGAAGUUCUCGGCCUCCCAGUUCUGGGCGGACUGCAGGCGGCACAACGUGACGGUGAUCCUCUACAUCGGGGAGAUCCUCCGCUACCUCUGCAACACGCCCGCGGUCCGCUCACCACCUCACCUGCAGCCUUUCACCAGACAUUCAGCCAUUCAUUCACCUCAAAAUCAGGGGGCAGACGACCGGCGACACACGGUCCGAGUCGUUGUGGGGAACGGCCUGCGCGCCGACGUGUGGAGGCUCUUCCUGCAACGCUUUGGGAAGAUCAGGAUCACGGAGUUCUACGGGUCAAGCGACGGGAAUACGGCACUGAUGAACUACCCCGGACGAGUCGGCGCCGUUGGGAAGGUCAACUUCUACCACCGGAGGGUCGCUCCCUACGUGCUCGUUCAGUUCGACCCGGAGAGGGAGGAGCUGGUCAGAGACGCAUACGGCCUGUGUGUCCAGGUUCCAACCGGGGAGACCGGACUGUUCCUGUCUAAGAUCACGGCCAGGAAUCCCUUCGGGGGGUACCUAAACAACCCCGAGCAGACGGAGAGGAAGAAGGUGCGGGACGUGGUGGAGAAGGGGGACUUGUUCCUGAACAGCGGAGACCUGAUGAAGAUCGAUGAGGACGGCUUCGUCUUUUUCCAGGACCGCGUCGGGGACACCUUCAGGUGGAAAGGAGAGAACGUGGCCACCACAGAGGUGGCUUCCAUCCUGACCAUGAUGGACUCUGUUUUGGAUUCGAAUGUGUACGGAGUCCAGCUGCCAGGACACGAAGGCAGGGCUGGGAUGGCCACGCUGACCUUGAAAGAGGGGAAGACCCUGGACUGCAGAGAGACCUUCGCUCACAUCAGCCACUCUCUGCCUCAGUUCGCUUGGCCGCAGUUUAUCAGGAUCCAGAAUGACCCUGAACUCACCGGCACAUUCAAACAGGUCAAAUUCAGGCUAGUGAAGGAAGGCUUUGAUCCGAGCACCAUCCGGGACCCGCUGUUCAUCGUGGACCCCGGCAGGAAGACGUACAGUCCCCUCACACAGGACUGUUACGACUCCAUCUGGUCGGGGAAAGUCAAACUGUAAUUUGAAAGAGGUCAGAUUGUAAAUGGAGGGAAAUCCUCGGCCAAACGUAUUAUUCCACCGACUAGCUUGAAGUCUUAUUACUGCUCGGACAGAAUGUUUCUGCCCGUUAUCGUUAUGUAUCAUUAGCUGAGCAUUAUCAACAGGGGAGCCUCUGACCGACUUUACCAUCAUCCCUUUGAUAUCAUACCUGGAGAGGUGUGUGUGUGUGUGUGUGUGUGUGUGUGUGUGUGUGUGUGUGUGUGUGUGUGUGUGUGUGUGUGUGUGUGUGUGUGUGUGUGUGUGUGUGUGUGUGUGUGUGUGUGUGUGUGUUCCACACAGCUGUGAGGUCAUCGUUGACCGACAGCCACAUCGCCUGCAACAUGACACAUUUGGGCCGGUUAACAUCUGUGGUUAAAUGUGACGUACGAUUGAUACAAGUUGCAUUGAAAAGACUGACUGUCAACGACAUCAAUGAUUGACCAAUAUUAUCAAGGCCCAUUUCACAACCUCUUUCUGCCUAAUGAUUGACACUGAUAACCGCAGAGCAAUGAAGAAACGUAUUUCUCCCUUCUCAACAUGGUGAUGUUUGAGAAGUGAAGUUUGUGAAGUUUUUUUUGUUAUCAAAUACACACUACUACACACACAGAAAGAAAAGAUGCACAAGAACAUUAUUAUUCGUUCUUAGGUAUUCAUCCAAUUUAUUUCACUGGCACUUUAAAUAAGUUCAUGUUGGCUUCCAAGACAAAGACCGUCAUGUAAUGUUUUCAGAACAAUAAAAAGAUUUACAAAAGCAGGUUUUGUCACGAAUCAUCGUUACUGUUAAAACCAGCCGACUCGUUACACACCAGGUCCUAACAACAAAGGACAAAGGGCAUGAUUGUAAUUAUUGUACAAAUGGGGUAACUGUAGCGCGUUUGGUAGGAAGGAGAAUGAAUCAAACAUAAUAAAUGUUUAACUACGGACCCAGCAGAACGUUCCAUUCCAGGCGAAUAUUUAAACUCACUAAAAUAUGUGUAAUUUCUUUCACAAAUAGAAAUCGGAAGUUACAAUAUCAUUUAGAAUAGGUGGGCAUAGGUAACUGUCUGAGUGUGUGAAUGAUGGCAGGUUUAGGCAACCAUCAUCCAUAAGCCGUUUCUCACUAUAAGGCCCCUAGUGUAGUCGGUGCACCUGCAUCUUUUUAAAGUGAUUAAUGUUAAAGCAAUAACUGGUUAAGAGUGCCAUCCAGUAAUGAGACUUGUUCAGGAUUGCCCGUAGUGCAAACACUCUUCGCUGUUCAAAAUGGACCAAAGGUGACUCAGUGUUUGCUCUUUUUAUCUUUAGCCAAGUUCAACAGCAUAAUCACUUAUUGUC
This is a messenger RNA of Gadus chalcogrammus (walleye pollock), 3452 nucleotides long. RefSeq names its product long-chain fatty acid transport protein 2-like. The record is from RefSeq and is a predicted model, not a curated record. Bases 195 to 2123 code for a protein of 642 amino acids. NCBI's taxonomy places the organism in Eukaryota, Metazoa, Chordata, Actinopteri, Gadiformes, Gadidae. Gene Ontology annotation, molecular function: long-chain fatty acid transmembrane transporter activity; long-chain fatty acid-CoA ligase activity. The transcript has 10 exons.